Tetrahymena thermophila SB210 is the source of this 954-nucleotide messenger RNA. RefSeq names its product cyclin-dependent kinase-like Serine/Threonine kinase family protein. The transcript is spliced from 3 exons. Gene Ontology annotation, biological process: signal transduction; regulation of gene expression; protein phosphorylation. The record is from RefSeq and is a predicted model, not a curated record. NCBI's taxonomy places the organism in Eukaryota, Ciliophora, Oligohymenophorea, Hymenostomatida, Tetrahymenidae. Gene Ontology annotation, cellular component: nucleus; cytoplasm; cyclin-dependent protein kinase holoenzyme complex. Gene Ontology annotation, molecular function: cyclin binding; cyclin-dependent protein serine/threonine kinase activity; ATP binding.
AUGGCCUUCGUCAUUGAUAAGGAUUCAAAAAAUUUCCACAUAGAAGCAGCAUAGCCAGAAUUAGAAAGGUAUUAAAGAACAGAAAAAAUAGGUGAAGGUACUUAUGGUAUCGUAUAUAAAGCAAUCGAUAUGCAAACAAAUGACAUUAUUGCAUUAAAGAAAAUUCGUUUAGAACAUGAAGAUGAAGGUGUUCCUUCAACAGCUAUUAGAGAGAUUUCCCUUCUCAAAGAAAUCGAUCACCCUAAUGUUAUUAAAUUAAGAGAUCUUGUUUAUGGUGAAAAUAAGCUUUAUUUAAUAUUUGACUACCUCGAUCACGAUCUUAAGAAGUAUUUAGAAUUGAAUGGAGGUCCUUUACCUCCUGCUGUAGUUAAGGACUAUCUUUUCUAAUUAAUACUAGGUAUAGCUGUUUGCCAUGCUAACAGAAUCGUUCAUAGAGAUUUAAAACCUCAAAAUAUCCUUAUUAACAAGAAAGGUAGCGUUUAAUUGGCUGACUUUGGUUUAGCUAGAGCUUUUGGUCUUCCUUUGAAGACAUACACUCACGAAGUUGUUACACUUUGGUACAGACCUCCUGAAAUUCUGCUCGGAUAAAAGUAAUAUUCAACUCCUGUUGAUAUUUGGUCAAUAGGAUGUAUCUUCUCUGAGAUGGCUUAGAAGAUUCCUCUGUUCAUUGGUGACUCUGAAAUCGAUUAAAUAUUUAAGAUAUUUAGAAUUAUGGGUACACCUUCUGAAAGCACAUGGCCAGGUGUUACUUAACUUCCAGACUUUAAAAAUACUUUCCCUAGAUGGAACCCAAUACCUCUUUAAAAGCAAUGUCCUAAUAUCUGCCCAAAGGGCAUUGAUUUGCUGACCAAAAUGCUUCAAUUAGAUCCCACUAAAAGAAUCACUGCUGAAGAAGCUUUAGACCACCCCUACUUCGAUGAUUUAGAUAAAUCAAACUACAAGUUGCUAGAUUGA